AAUUGUAGGGUUAUAAUUUAUUGGGCUCAUCUUAUCUUCUCCAACUUAAAUUCAUUUUGUCCUUAAGCCUCUCUCUCUCUCUAAGCAUACCACAGGGAGUGCAAGUGACAACUUCACCAGAAUCAAUGGCUUCCACUUCAACACCAUCACUACCUCUACAAACCGGUGCCCGGAAUACGAGCUUCCCGUCAUCACCAACAACUAAACCAUUUCAUGCCAAUCUCCAUUUUCCAUUUUCAUUGCCUCUAACUCAGCUUAUAGCUCCUGUAAAAUCUUCUAGGACUGCGAAGUACAAUGAAGUAGUGAUGGAUGAAGAGAUGGACAAGAUAAGGAGGCUGCAAAACGGGUCGGACGUUCGAGGGGUGGCGGUGGAGGGAGAGAGAGGCCGGACGGUGGACCUCACACCACCGGCCGUGGAAGCCAUUGCCGAGAGCUUUGGUGAGUGGGUUAUCAGUGGCUUGGAGAAGGAAGAAGAAGUUAAGGUUUCUCUCGGACGUGACCCUCGAAUCUCCGGAGCAUCGUUGAGCGUGGCGGUGUUCGCCGGACUUGCUCGUGCCGGUUGUUUGGCGUUUGACAUGGGACUUGCUACUACGCCGGCUUGUUUCAUGAGUACAUUGUUGCCUCCAUUUCUGUAUGAUGCUUCCAUAAUGAUGACAGCGUCUCACUUACCCUACACGCGUAAUGGUCUAAAAUUUUUUACUAGGAAAGGAGGCCUAACAUCACCAGAAGUGGAGGAGAUAUGUAGCAGAGCUGCUCUGAAAUAUGCCAACAGGCUCGCCAAAGUUUCAACCAUGUUGCCAUCCCCAACAAGAGUGGACUUUAUGAGCACUUAUGCCAAGCACCUUAGGGACAUAAUCAAGGAGAGAGUCAACCAUCCAUUGCACUACGACACUCCUCUACAAGGCUUUCAGAUAAUUGUAAAUGCUGGAAAUGGAUCAGGAGGAUUUUUCACAUGGGAUGUGUUAGACAAGCUUGGUGCUGACACCUUCGGCUCCCUAAACCUGCACCCAGAUGGCAUGUUCCCCAACCACAUCCCCAAUCCUGAGGACAAAGUUGCCAUGGCCCUGACAAGAGCUGCAGUACUAGAGAAUACAGCUGAUCUCGGAAUCGUUUUCGACACUGACGUAGACCGGAGUGGCGUGGUCGACAAUGCCCGAAACCCCAUAAACGGGGACAAGCUCAUUGCGCUUAUGGCUGCCAUUGUGUUGAGAGAACAUUCCGGAGCAACCAUUGUAACCGAUGCUCGGACAAGCUUGGCGCUCACACGGUUCAUCACCGAUAGAGGGGGUCACCACUGCUUGUAUCGAGUUGGCUACCGGAAUGUCAUCGACAAGGGAGUCCAGCUUAAUGAGGAUGGCAUUGAAACACACCUCAUGAUGGAAACCUCUGGUCAUGGUGCUCUGAAGGAGAAUCAUUUUCUUGAUGAUGGUGCUUACAUGGUGGUGAAAAUUAUCAUUGAAAUGGUUCGAAUGAAGCUCACGGGAUCAGAAGAAGGCAUUGGUAGUUUGAUAAAAGAUCUCGAGGAACCCUUAGAAUCGAUAGAACUAAGGAUGAAUAUCCUCUCCGAGCCUCAACAUGCGAAGGCAAAAGGUGCAGAGGCCAUUGAAACAUUCAGAGAUUACAUUAAGGAAGGAAAACUACCAGGAUGGGAAUUGGACUCAUGUGGAGAUUGUUGGGUAAGUGACGGCUGCCUUGUAGACUCAAACGACACUCCGGCUUCCAUCGAUGCUCAGAUGUACAGGGCUAAAGUUUCAGACGACGAAAAUGGGCAACAUGGUUGGGUACAUCUUCGGCAGAGUAUUCACAACCCAAAUAUUGCUGUAAAUAUGCAAUCAACAAUACCUGGAGGAUGCCAUUCCAUGACCAGAGUUCUCAGAGAUAGGUUUCUGAUAGAGAGUGGAAUGGAUAAAGUCCUUGAGAUUACUCAGAUUGACGAUUAUGCUAAAAGUGGAUGUGUUUAGAUUAGGACGUGGUCUUCUCCAUUGAAAAUGGAAUGGGGAGUUUUACCAUAACAAUACAGGUCAAUUCAAUACUAUAGUGAUGAUGCAUGUAGAAUAUAUGCCUUUGUAAUUAAAAUUUAAAGAGGGGGUACAUGUAAUAAAUUGGAAGUAUCAUGCUCUCUAUGUGAGCACAAAAAUACUCAUAGGGCUAGCUCGACAGAAUUUCACUAUCAAGAGACUGGGCACAAUGCGUACACGUGAAUUGAUACAUAAAUCAAAUGGUGUUUUGAAUGCA
This is a messenger RNA of Cornus florida, 2235 nucleotides long. RefSeq lists its product as uncharacterized. The transcript has 7 exons. Gene Ontology annotation, biological process: carbohydrate metabolic process. NCBI's taxonomy places the organism in Eukaryota, Viridiplantae, Streptophyta, Magnoliopsida, Cornales, Cornaceae. Gene Ontology annotation, molecular function: phosphomannomutase activity. Gene Ontology annotation, cellular component: chloroplast stroma. Bases 126 to 1961 code for a protein of 611 amino acids. The record is from RefSeq and is a predicted model, not a curated record.